AUGGCUUAUUCUCGCUUCACGCUCCCAUCGCUUACGACGUCGAUCCCCCCGACGAGCUCGAGUUCGUCUUCAAGCUCGCCGUUGACGCCUCUUUCGGAACUAAACUUACUCUCCAACACCCCCAGUGGGAUUCUCACUCCGAACACGAGCCUCGAUGUUCGCAAGUCGACGAGCGGCUACAUCACCUACCCCGAACCAUCGUUCCCGCCCCGUCAGCUCACGCCGCCUCCAAAGAGUCGCUUCGUCCCUCUGUUCGAAAGCAUCUCUAAAUCGACCGAGACCGAGUAUGAUUUCUCCCGGCGGGGCUCACUCGGCGACGAUGAGGCCUCGCCCGCUCAUGGUGCCCAUAGCUUGCCUUUUUCCCCAGUCAUCUCCAAGCAGACGCGAAAGAACCUCUCGUUGACGGUCGUCUCUUCUUCCGUUGAGCCCGCCCUCAAGUCGGCCCCCCUCACGUCGAGCUUUAGUGGAUCUCUCUGGGGCUGCCACUCCGGCAAGUCUGCGUCGCUGAACGAGAGCCUCCAUGAGGCGAUCCGCACCCUUCAGCAUCAGCUCAACGCGACCACGCAGCGUCUUCGUUCCGCAGAUGCGGAGGUGGCUCGCCUGACGGGUGCCUACCAGCAAUCUCUAGAGGACAAGGAGAAGCUCCUUUUCAAUUACUCUAGAGCUCAGAAGCGUGUUGAAGAGUUAGAGGUCUUGCUCAAGGGCGAGCUCCCCCAUUACCGUCAUCCGACGUCCCUGGACAUGCGAGGACCCAUCAACUGGACACCAUAUCAAUCCACAAGCCUCACGGCAAAGGAAAAUAAAGGCUUGACGUGGCAGGAGGAACUCACGCGCAAGGUAUCACCCGAACAGCGACGCAACGAAGGCCAUUGCGAACCCAGCGAGGACACUACCGCAGAGACGGCAGCUACUGUCGAACCCGUAACCGAGGAAGCAUACAAGACUGUCCUCACAAAGAUUCCAGAGAUGCCCUCCGAGGUCAUUAUCUCAACCUUGGCCCCCGCCUUUCUCGCAUCUGGAUUUAAUUGGAACAACUGGCUCGAAUCAAAUGGCUUGGAGCUUCCACGGAGUGCAAGGCUCCUCUCGAACAUGAACUGGGACGAACGUCUGAGCCUCGACUCAGCCAAACUUGGGGAGGUCGGCGUAACGAAUGAAAACGACAAGUCCUACAUCAUGCGUAUCCUCAAGGCGAUUGCAGAGGGAGAGGAACCUCAUCUCCAUUCGUCUCUCCGAGGUGCUGGAUUCACUCCGGAUCACUAUGUCGCCAUCAUGCGGGAACAACGAAUUGACAAGCACGUGCCCAACCUUUCUGGGAUUCCAUGGCCAUUGCGUCUCUUUGUCGACGAGGAGGACUUGAUGACGCUCCAAGUUCAGAAGGCAGGCGCUCGAGGAACGAUCAUCACUGUCUUUGGAGGGUUGAGAAAGGGAGGGCCACGCCCCGAUCCUCGUCCCAGGCGUGGAACGAAAAAGUCCAAGCGCACCAGAUCUGACCACGUUCUUGCUACCUUGGAGAUCAACACGGCGGGAGACAAGUCCUCUGGAAAUAGGUUCAUCGGAGACAAAUCCCGCGCUCAGCCUAUAAAGUUUGGCAUGGGCCGUCCCACCGCGCAUAUGGCAGGAUCCCUUGACAAGAACACUCCGACCCAUCGAAGCGCUGCUAGCAAUAGCAGCUCCUCUUCUUGGUUCGGACCGCGAAUGUAA
This is a messenger RNA of Serendipita indica DSM 11827, 1701 nucleotides long. NCBI's taxonomy places the organism in Eukaryota, Fungi, Basidiomycota, Agaricomycetes, Sebacinales, Serendipitaceae. The record is from the annotation of a GenBank genome assembly.